UCCUACAUCUGCGAUGAUGUAUUUAUCUAAUGAAUCAUCAUUCAAUACUACAACCACGAAGGUGUUUUUGUCCAAUGAUUCAAAAAUCAGUCCUACAUCUGCGAUGAUGUCUUUAUCUAAUGAAUCGUCAUUCAAUUCUACAAUCACGAAGGUGUUUUUAUCCAAUUAUUCAACAGUCAGUCCUACAUCUGCGAUGAUGUCUUUAUCUAAUGAAUCAUCAUUCAAUUCUACAACCACGAUGGUGUUUUUAUCCAACGAUUCAAAAAUCAGUCCUACAUCUGCGAUGAUGUCUUUAUCUAAUGAAUCAUCAUUCAAUUCUACAACCACGAUGGUGUUUUUAUCCAAUGUUUCAAAAAUCAGUCCUACAUCUGCGAUGAUGUCUUUAUCUAAUGAAUCAUCAUUCAACUCUACAACCACGAAGGUGUUUUUAUCCAAUUAUUCAACAGUCAGUCCUACAUCUGCGAUGAUGUCUUUAUCUAAUGAAUCAUCAUUCAAUUCUACAACCACGAUGGUGUUUUUAUCUAAUGAUUCAACAAUCAGUUCUACAUCUGUGAUGAUGUCUUUAUCUAAUGAAUCAUCAUUCAAUUCUACAACCACGAUGGUGUUUUUAUCUAAUGAUUCAACAAUCAGUCCUACAUCUGCGAUGAUGUCUUUAUCUAAUGAAUCAUCAUUCAAUACUACAACCACGAUGAUGUUUUUAUCUAAUGAUUCAACAAUCAGUCCUACAUCUGCGAUGAUGUCUUUAUCUAAUGAAUCAUCAUUCAAUUCUACAACCACGAUGGUGUUUUUAUCCAAUGUUUCGAAAAUCACUCCUACAUCUGCGAUAAUGUCUUUAUCUAAUGAAUCAUCAUUCAACUCUACAACUACGAUGGUGUUUUCAUCCAAUGAUUCAAAAAUCAGUCCUACAUCUGCGAUGAUGUCUUUAUCUAAUGAGUCAUCAUUCAACUCUACAACCACGAAGGUGUUUUUAUCCAAUUAUUCAACAGUCAGUCCUACAUCUGCGAUGAUGUCUUUAUCUAAUAAAUCAUCAUUCAAUUCUACAACCACGAUGGUGUUUUUAUCCAAUGAUUCAACAAUCAGUCCUACAUCUGCGAUGAUGUCUUUAUCUAAUGAAUCAUCAUUCAAUACUACAACCACGAUGAUGUUUUUAUCUAAUGAUUCAACAAUCAGUCCUACAUCUGCGAUGAUGUCUUUAUCUAAUGAAUCAUCAUUCAAUUCUACAACCACGAUGGUGUUUUUAUCCAAUGUUUCGAAAAUCACUCCUACAUCUGCGAUAAUGUCUUUAUCUAAUGAAUCAUCAUUCAACUCUACAACUACGAUGGUGUUUUCAUCCAAUGAUUCAAAAAUCAGUCCUACAUCUGCGAUGAUAUCUUUAUCUAAUGAGUCAUCAUUCAACUCUACAACCACGAAGGUGUUUUUAUCCAAUUAUUCAACAGUCAGUCCUACAUCUGCGAUGAUGUCUUUAUCUAAUAAAUCAUCAUUCAAUUCUACAACCACGAUGGUGUUUUUAUCCAAUGAUUCAACAAUCAGUCCUACAUCUGCGAUGAUGUCUUUAUCUAAUGAAUCAUCAUUCAAUUCUACAACCACGAUGGUGUUUUUAUCCAAUGAUUCAAUAAUCAGUCCUACAUCUGCGAUGAUGUCUUUAUCUAAUGAAUCAUCAUUCAAUUCUACAACUACGAUGGUGUUUUUAUCCAAUGUUUCGAAAAUCACUCCUACAUCUGCGAUAAUGUCUUUAUCUAAUGAAUCAUCAUUCAACUCUACAACUACGAUGGUGUUUUCAUCCAAUGAUUCAAAAAUCAGUCCUACAUCUGCGAUGAUAUCUUUAUCUAAUGAGUCAUCAUUCAACUCUACAACCACGAAGGUGUUUUUAUCCAAUUAUUCAACAGUCAGUCCUACAUCUGCGAUGAUGUCUUUAUCUAAUAAAUCAUCAUUCAAUUCUACAACCACGAUGGUGUUUUUAUCCAAUGAUUCAACAAUCAGUCCUACAUCUGCGAUGAUGUCUUUAUCUAAUGAAUCAUCAUUCAAUUCUACAACCACGAUGGUGUUUUUAUCCAAUGAUUCAAUAAUCAGUCCUACAUCUGCGAUGAUGUCUUUAUCUAAUGAAUCAUCAUUCAAUUCUACAACUACGAUGGUGUUUUUAUCUAAUAAUUCAACAAUCAGUCCUACAUCUGCGAUGAUGUCUUUAUCUAAUGAAUCAUCAUUCAAUUCUACAACUACGAUGGUGUUUUUAUCCAAUGAUUCAACAAUCAGUCCUACAUCUGCGAUGAUGUCUUUAUCUAAUGAAUCAUCAUUCAACUCUACAACCACGAAGGUGUUUUUAUCCAAUUAUUCAACAGUCAGUCCUACAUCUGCGAUGAUGUCUUUAUCUAAUAAAUCAUCAUUCAAUUCUACAACCACGAUGGUGUUUUUAUCUAAUGAUUCAACAAUCAGUCCUACAUCUGCGAUGAUGUCUUUAUCUAAUGAAUCAUCAUUCAAUACUACAACCACGAUGAUGUUUUUAUCCAAUAAUUCAGCAAUCAGUCCUACAUCUGCGAUGAUGUCUUUAUCGAAUGAAUCAUCAUUCAAUUCUACAACCACGAUGGUGUUUUUAUCCAAUGAUUCGACAAUCAUUCCUACAUCUGCGAUGAUGUUUUUAUCUAAUGAAUCAUCAUACAACACUACAACCACGAUGGUGUUUUUGUCCAAUGAUUCAAUAAUCAGUCCUACAUCUGCGAUGAUGUCUUUAUCUAAUGAAUCGUCAUUCAAUUCUACAACAGCGUUGGUGUCUUUAUCCAAUGAUUCAAUAAUCAGUCCUACAUCUACGAUGAUGUCUUUAUCUAAAGAAUCAUCAUUCGAUUCUAUGAGUACAAUGGUGUCUUCAUUCACAACUUUGAACUCGUUGUCACAACGUUUUUUUUUUAUCACUCUUGAGAUAAUUAACAGGAAUUUCUCAAGUGAUCACGCCAACACAUCGUCAAGUCUGUAUAAAAAAACAGCGACAGAAGUUAUAUCCACGGUUAAAAACAUUUUGAAAGGCAAUCGUGGAUUGGUUGAUGUGAUAAAUGUAAUGUUCAGUAAUGGCAGCCUUUUGGCAAGUUUCGACGUGUUUUUCUUGAGCAAUUCAACGAUAACAACCGAGGAACUGAGUUCUUUAAUUAAAACAGCAUCAACCAGCAACAGUUCAUUGCAAUUUUCCGUUGUCAAAGUGAGAGAAAUUUGUACGUCAGGAUACUGUUCCAACAAAGGCAUAUGUACGCUAGACAAUAAAACAGAGGAAUUGAAAUGCAGUUGUAACUCUGAACACAUUGGACCAAGAUGCAAUUCUACGAAAACAGAUGAUAGUGAUGACAAUAAGCUGUGGAUUGCUCUUGCUCUGUCUUGGUAUGCUUCUGUUAAUUGUCAUAAUGCUUAUUGUACUGGCUUUGAGAAGACGAAAGAAAUAUUACAUAACGAGGGAGAGCGUGAUGUCAACUGGCCGUACAUCUGGAGAAAUAUAUUUUAACCACGCAUACAGCCCAUCUCUGGAAAAUGUUGUUGGUUAUUACAAGUCAAAAAAUGUUAUUCCUCUAGAAGUGGUAAAUGAAACUAGUUCGAGUAGGUUUAAAAGUGACGAUUAUCAAGAGGCAGAGUUCCUCUCCAAAAAGAAAAAGAAUGAAGAAAAAGAGGAAGAAGACGUUUAUGCAUCGCAACUUUUGCUUUUUUUGAAACAAAACAAUCUUUUAAAGAAUUCAAGAGAAGAUGAAAACACCCAAAGACCUUCAAGGACAACCAACGUAGAUAAUGAUUCAGACACUUAGUGAUAAACAAAAGAUUGUAAGAGAAGUGAGAAAUAAUUUGACAAUUUUUUGACUACAAUAUUAAUGAGAAAAACACCAUUUUAAAAUGGAACAUCACGUCGCUGUACUUUACUUUAACCAUAGCACUUUGAAUAACAUAAUAACAAAAAAUACACCAUUGUUAAAAUUAUCUAUUCAUUUGUCACUGAUACCAAAUACAGCAAAUACAAACAUA
Xenia sp. Carnegie-2017 is the source of this 3990-nucleotide messenger RNA. RefSeq lists its product as uncharacterized. The record is from RefSeq and is a predicted model, not a curated record. NCBI's taxonomy places the organism in Eukaryota, Metazoa, Cnidaria, Anthozoa, Malacalcyonacea, Xeniidae. The transcript is spliced from 7 exons. The coding region runs from base 14 to 3481 and encodes 1155 amino acids.